Gossypium raimondii (Peruvian cotton) is the source of this 611-nucleotide messenger RNA. Its product is annotated as peter Pan-like protein. NCBI's taxonomy places the organism in Eukaryota, Viridiplantae, Streptophyta, Magnoliopsida, Malvales, Malvaceae. Gene Ontology annotation, molecular function: rRNA binding. The record is from RefSeq and is a predicted model, not a curated record. Gene Ontology annotation, cellular component: preribosome, large subunit precursor. Gene Ontology annotation, biological process: ribosomal large subunit assembly; rRNA processing.
UAUCUUUGGGCGAUUGUUCAUCGGUUUUAUGGCGGUGAUGAACAAUUAAGGCUCACGACUAUGGUGUUCAAGAACAUCUUUCCGGAUAUUGAUAUCAACACCGUUAAACUUUCUUCUUCGAGGAUUGUGUUGCUUAACUACAAUAAAGACACGAAGCUUAUUGAUUUUCGACAUUAUUCUAUCGACUGACUGUUGGUGUCUCACGAGAAUUCGAAAAUUGCAAGUAACCAUCAAGUGCCCGAUCCUAAUCUUCAAGAUGUGAGCGACUUCGUAUUAGCGGGUUAUGGAUCGAAGCGAAGUCGAUGAGGAAGUGCAAUAGUUACUUUGACUAGUGAUCUUAGUCGAGUUAAUCGUGCCUCUACAAAAGCCGUUAAGCUUCAAGAAAUUGGACCUAGAAUGACUCUCCAACUCACCAAAAUUGAGGGUGGACUAUUCGGUGAAGUUAUGUUCAAUGAAUAUGGUAUCAAUAAGGGUAAUGAAAAGGAAGACAAGGAGAAUGAUGGCCAAAUGGAGGAUAGCGAUGAAGAUGAUGAAGCGGAUAACAAGAAAGAUAUGGAAGAAAGUGAAGAAGAUUAGUGCUUUAGCAAAGUGGAAGGUGCAAUACAACUUCC